CACAAACCCCACCCCCACCUGGCGUCGCUGGCCCCCACGUUCACCCACUUACAACCCCCACGGUCAAUAUCGCGGGGUUGUUCGCCAAUGAGAAGCGCGGCGUCUCUUGUGCCGCUGCUGGUCCUGCUCGGUUUAAUCGCGCUGAAUGUGCCUUCUUUUGCAGUCUUCAUCAUACAAAGCUGAGCUGCGGAAAGAUAAUCAAAUCAUGACACAGGACAUCCUCUUCUCUAAUGCCACCAUUGUCACCGGCGAUGAGGGGCAGGCGCCCUCUGCUGGCGAUGUGCUAGUGUCUAAUGGACUGAUUGCCCGCAUUGCUGAGCCCGGCACCAUCGAAGGCCAAGAUGCAACACGACGUAUUGAUGCUACGGGCCUGUUCCUUUCCCCUGGAUUUAUCGAUAUGCAUGCGCACUCGGACUUGUACCUGCUGAGCAAUCCAGACCACGAGGCGAAGAUCACACAGGGUUGCACUACGGAACUGAUAGGACAAGAUGGUAUUGCCUACUCGCCGGUCCGAUCUACGGAGGAGCUCAAGUCCAUUCGUGCACAGAUUGCAGGAUGGAACGGCAACCCCUCUGACGAAGAAUGCCAGACGACGCUCAAGCAUGUUGGCAUGUUUGAAUGGCGCACCGUGGGCGAGUACCUGGACUGUCUCGAACGCAACAAGACGGCCACCAAUGUCGCCAUGCUGGUUCCCCAGGGCAAUCUCCGGCUCCUUGCAUGCGGGCCGUACGAUAACGUAGCUACUGCCGAUGAAAUUCAGGACCAGAUUCAGCUGCUCAAGGAGGCCAUGAGUCAGGGUGCUGUCGGCAUGUCUAGUGGGUUGACCUAUACGCCUGGCAUGUACGCGUCCACUGAGGAACUUGCUGCGCUGUGCCAGGCGUUGCGCGAUGACUUCCCAGGCGCAUUCUACUCUCCUCACCAUCGUAGCUACGGGCACAAUGCCUUGGGUGCGUAUGAGGAGAUGAUUGAAUUGGGCAAGUCCACGGGCUGCCCUAUUCACCUCACACAUGCCACGAUGAACUUUGCCGAAAAUAAGGGAAAAGCAGGUGUCCUACUAGACAUGAUAGACGAUGCUUUGAAGCAGGAAAUUGACGUCACGCUUGAUACGUACCCCUAUCUCCCCGGCAGCACGACACUCGCUGCUUUGCUACCAAGCUGGGCCUCUUCCGGCGGACCAUCAGAGACCCUCAAGCGUCUAGAAGACGACGAUACGCGAGAACUAAUACGCGUAGCCGUAGAAGAGACUGGCUGUGACGGUGGCCAUGGCAUCCCCACCAACUGGGACGAAAUCCAGGUUGGCACAGCCAAGCACCCCGACUUGGAGGCAUACUCUGGGCGCCGGAUCAGCGAGAUUGCCUCGGCAAGUGGCAAGACAGCAGCCGAAGUGUACUUUGAGAUUCUACGCAAGGACAAGCUGGCGACAAGCUGCUUGAUGCACGUGGGCCACGAGGAGAACGUACAGCAGAUUAUGCAGCACCGCAUGCACAUGAGCGGGAGUGACGGAAUCCUGCACGGAAAGUCGCUGCAUCCACGAGCUUACGGCACCUUUACCCGAUACCUAGGCCACUAUGCUCGCGACUUGGGCUUGUUUUCCAUCCCAGAGAUUGUUGCACACAUGACAUCUCGACCAGCUAAGCGGCUGGGCAUCUACCCGUUCCGAGGCAAGAUUACACAAGGUUCGGCAGCGGACUUGGUGCUCUUUGACCCCGAGACGGUCAAGGACCUUGCCACCUUCGAGCAGCCCAAGACGCCGAGCCGGGGCAUCUCGUACGUGCUGGUCAACGGCGAGAUUGCUGUCGAUCAGGGCAAGAUGACGGGGGCUAGAGGCGGCAAGAUCAUCCGCAGACGGGCUGACGGAAGUGUAGGAACGGCGUAGAUGGAGCGAGCGGGCGGGUUAAGCCAGUGAUCCCACGUGCCAUGCCUUCGUAGAGACAAAGACAGAGACACACUUACAGGAUAGAGAAGAACCUCCGCAGUAUCUGAAUGGUCAUAGCGUAACGGGCUUUGUGCCUUAUCCCCGUGAUGGCUGGAUUGUGGGAUGAAGAAGAAAGGGGUAUCCGUGCGAGAUAGAUCUUUCUUCCCGCCUCAGUGAACUCGGGCCAGCGGGGAUAUCUGUUCCCUGGAAGUGGGAGGGGCCAGGAGGCAGUCGGCACCGAUCUGUCGGCUGUCGUCAGCGUUCGGGCAGACUCGAGGGGCGUGUACCGGGAUUUGGUGGCGGCAAGGGUGUUCUUGUUCUAGUUAUUGCUAUUGUCGGUCCUGGAGGGGGGUGUGGUUGCAACGUAUCAGCAGCGGCAGUCAGCGUAAAAGGCGGAGCAGCCAUCGUUUGGGGCGUUUCCUUUACAAGCGAUGAGCUAGAUGGGACUGGGUUAGCGUGUAAGAGAGGAGGCUUUGCGGGGUUUCUCUUUUUCUGGGCAGUGUGUAUAACGCAACGUGUGUUUUGGUGGAGGAGUGUUGAUGGCGUCGUUGGGGGGUUGGUUGCUCUCGGAUACAUUUUGGUCUCUAGCAAACAUCUUUGUAGUUGGUUAGCCUGAAAUUUCACACGAUCCAUUGCUGUUCUGGA
This is a messenger RNA of [Torrubiella] hemipterigena, 2560 nucleotides long. The record is from the annotation of a GenBank genome assembly. Lineage: Eukaryota; Fungi; Ascomycota; Sordariomycetes; Hypocreales; Clavicipitaceae.